AUGUAUGAAUUCAAUCCUCGAUCAAAUUCCAAUUACGUCGCGGGUGCCAAUGCAGAAUUUCAUAUUACAAAAGAUACACUCUUUAAAAUUACAUAUCAAGGUGCAGCUGAUAAUUUUGAUAAUAAUGCUAUCAGUAUUGAACUACAAAUAUUGGUUAAUGAUCAUAUAAUCAGUCGGACUGAGCUGAAACCAAAUACCGGCGGAGAUGGUUUGGUUCAUUAUAAAUUAACGCAAUUUGAUGACGAGGACCAAGAAGAGGACCUAGGAGAUUUGCACUUAGCAACAUUUUCUCCUGAAUGA
Messenger RNA from Didymodactylos carnosus, 300 nucleotides. The record is from the annotation of a GenBank genome assembly. Lineage: Eukaryota; Metazoa; Rotifera; Eurotatoria; Philodinida; Philodinidae.